AUGGCUGCAGCAGCGCCGGCCACACCCACCGUGUCUAGGAGGGAGUCUCCUGGCAGGUGGGACCCGGGGGAGGACCCCACAGGCCGGGGCCCCUCGCUGCAGUGCCUGGUGUGUGGGGACAGCAGCAGCGGGAAGCACUAUGGCGUGUACGCCUGCAACGGCUGCAGCGGCUUCUUCAAGAGGAGCGUGCGGCGGAGGCUGGUCUACAGGUGCCAGGUGGGGGCUGGGCUCUGCACCGUGGACAAGGCCCACCGGAACCAGUGCCAGGCCUGCCGGCUGAAAAAGUGCCUGCAGGCGGGCAUGAACCAGGACGCCGUGCAGAACGAGCGCCAGCCCCGAAGUCUGGCCCAGGCCCGCCCAGACGGCCCUGUGGCACCGCCCGAGCUGGGCCGGGAACUCCUGCUGAUUCCCCCGGCUGCCCCGGGCCCCAGUCCUCGGGGCGAACCCCCCGUUUCUGCACCCAGAGCCCUGGCACCUUCCAGCCAGCGCCACUUCACAGCCAGCCUGAUCUCGGGGGAAACUGGGGCAAAGCUGGAGCCAGAAGAUGCUGACGAGAACAUCGACGUCACCAGCCACGAGCCCGAGCUCUGUGCCUCGCCGUGUGGCCUGGACAGCACCCACGAGACGUCAGCCCAGCUGCUCUUCAUGGUCGUCAAGUGGGCCAAGAGCCUGCCGGUGUUCCCCAGCCUGCCCUUCAGGGACCAGGUCAUCCUGCUGGAGGAGGCAUGGAGUGAACUCUUCCUCCUUGGGGCCAUUCAGUGGUCCCUGCCUCUGGACAGCUGCCCCCUGCUCGGCCCCCCACAAGCCUCAGCCACUGGCAGCUCCCAGGGCCGACUGGGGCUGGCCAGCACAGACGCCCGCACGCUGCAGGAAAUCAUCUCCCGGUUCCGGGCACUGGCGGUGGACCCCACUGAGUUCGCCUGCAUGAAGGCGCUGGUUCUCUUCAAACCAGAAACUCGGGGCCUGAAGGAUCCUGAGCACGUGGAGGCCUUACAGGACCAGUCCCAAGUGAUGCUGAGUCAGCACAGCAAGGCUCACCACCCCAGCCAGCCCGUCAGGUUUGGGAAGUUGCUCCUGCUCCUCCCCUCUUUGAGGUUUAUCACGUCUGAGCGCAUUGAGCACCUCUUCUUCCGCAAGACCAUAGGGAAUACUCCAAUGGAGAAGCUCCUUUGUGACAUGUUCAAAAACUGAAAACGGAAGUGAAGUGGGCAGAGCCACUUUAGAGAACUAUACUGAAGCUAAGCAGUUAUCUAUCCUUUAACCCGGCCAGAAAGGC
Sorex fumeus (smoky shrew) is the source of this 1276-nucleotide messenger RNA. RefSeq names its product nuclear receptor subfamily 2 group E member 3 (gene NR2E3). The transcript is spliced from 8 exons. The record is from RefSeq and is a predicted model, not a curated record. NCBI's taxonomy places the organism in Eukaryota, Metazoa, Chordata, Mammalia, Eulipotyphla, Soricidae. Gene Ontology annotation, molecular function: zinc ion binding; RNA polymerase II cis-regulatory region sequence-specific DNA binding; nuclear receptor activity. Gene Ontology annotation, biological process: negative regulation of transcription by RNA polymerase II; positive regulation of transcription by RNA polymerase II; cell differentiation. Bases 1 to 1191 code for a protein of 396 amino acids.